UUCGGUCAUGCAGGGAUUCAUUAUGCACGCCACAAUUGCAAUCUGGGGUGGCCAGGCGCGGCAUCUAACGACAUACAGACAGGCUCCCGCCUGAACGAACGCAGAGAUGGCGGAACGCCGAUCCACCUUGGGUCCAGCUUGCAGCACGAUGUGAACCAAUGCAGUGGACGCGCGUUUCCCAUCUUCUACUUCGAUAUCUAGCUGCAUCUCAUUGUUAGGUUAGGGAGCCCCAGGAAUCUGACAGGAUAAGCUGUUGGAAGCUUGUGAGUCAGUGAUUAGCCGGGAACUCUCGCGGUUGAUGGAUGGAAGACGAGCCAUCGCCACCCAACCAUGCCGUCUCCCACGGGAGCCCGCAGGAUGAAAGGACAGCAACCGCCGCUCUUCACGUGCCGGAUGACACACUAAAUGCAGAUGGAUGCAAUACUGCUGGACGCUGUACUGCGAAUGCGGUAGAAGGUCGACAAGACUUCCAUGUCACGGAUGCUCCGCCCUUCUGGACUCGCCAUGGCCGCAGCGUCUCAUCUGUCAGCUACCACUCAAUCAACGGGCAACGUCCUGCGCCCAUCACGCUCGAGGAUCGCUCCUUCGAGGAGAACGAAGUGACCCAAGGUUGCUGGGCCAAGUCUGUCAGCAUUGAUGACUUCACCAUCGUUUCGGGCGCCACUGGGAUCGGUGCCUACGUGGUCUGGCAUUGCACCGUCGCGACACUGAAGGGGGGUGAUCUGGAAAUGCGCAAGCGCUACUCGGAGUUUGACAGACUUAGGACAGACUUGGUGCGAGCAUUCCCGCAUGCAGAGGCUAUGAUCCCACAGUUGCCACGAAAGAGCACAGUCAGCAGGUUCAGGCCGAGGUUUCUUGAAUCCAGGAAAGCUGGCCUGGCGCAUUUCAUGAACUGUGUUCUGCUUAAUCCCGAAUUCGCGGCGAGUCCGAUACUCAAGGACUUCAUUUUUUCGUGAGAUGUCAUUCAAGUGGCGAUGUUGGGGUACCCUGCUGGCUGCCCUUUGCUGGCCAUGCUGCGGCUUGAUCGGACGACAGCUGGCGGACGACCUCCAGUCUUUUAGAUACUACCGCUGUGUACUAUGAUCCGUGUGAAGCGUUUCCGGCAUUGGUCAGAGGCCGAUGACGCCAGUACUUCUAUCUGGUAGCGAAUGGCGGAGAUGCGCAGGGAGUGCUCACGGUCAUGGCGGUGCCAUGGGAGGUGCGCAUUCACACAAGCCCAGCUAAGAUGGUUGAGGUAUUAACUUGCUGACUGGCAGUGCCACGUUGUGCAGGGGCGAUGCAUUGGGGCAGACGGACGAAGUAUGAGUGGCGAGAAUGAGGAUCACAGAAUGUU
Molecule: messenger RNA, 1333 nt
Organism: Baudoinia panamericana UAMH 10762
Lineage: Eukaryota; Fungi; Ascomycota; Dothideomycetes; Mycosphaerellales; Teratosphaeriaceae
Exons: 1
Coding region: 303-956 (217 amino acids)
Cellular component (GO): endosome
Molecular function (GO): phosphatidylinositol-3-phosphate binding
Source: RefSeq, a predicted model, not a curated record